AUCUUUAUUUUUCUUUAUUAUUUAUUAUUUGAUGACAAGGCAAGCGUUUCUAUUCUUCUUUAUUAUUUCAAUCAUCAAGCAGACUUUCAAAAGCUCUCUUUUUUCGUUUAUGUCUCUUUGCAGAAGGAUUGUGAAGAGUUAGCUGCAACUGUGAUGACCAUAGUUGACUGCGUUGUGAAUAAGACUCAGGAGAAGAUAGAGUUGUCUACUGAUGUUCUGAAAGGGAUAUUAAGACAUGUUGUGGAAGGAGUGGAAGAAAUUUCAUGGCCUCCAAGAAAUCCUAAAGCUAUCAAUCAAAUGGAAAUGGUGUGUACACAAACGGGAAAAGAAGGGGAAUUAAACGAAGGGUUUCUUUCAGAAGUUAGUGCUCAGCUACGGCAGGCAAAAGGAGAUAAAGACAAACCAGGGCUUGCGGGUAAGCUUCAAAAAGUUCUACAACUCUAUCCUGCUACGAUCCUCUCCAAGCAUAGCUACACAAAGAAAGGGAACGAAGUUGUAAAGGAGGAGCAUUUUCUGGAAACUCUGAUCAAAGCUCCUGAGGAACAAUGGAACAAGUUUUUCUUAGAAGGAUUAACACUCGGGAAAGUUGAAGUAACGUCUGAUGAGCUUUCUGCUGUCUUUAAAUUGGGUUUAAACCAGAUGAUAAUACAAUUGUUUGAUCCGGAAGGAGGUUCAUACCAGAAGCGAAUCUUGAUCGAGUAUCUCAAAGGGAUCGAGUCCAGAGCAAAUGGAAUUAUAAAAUUACUUCAGGGUUAA
Messenger RNA from Brassica napus (rape), 756 nucleotides. RefSeq lists its product as uncharacterized. The transcript is spliced from 8 exons. NCBI's taxonomy places the organism in Eukaryota, Viridiplantae, Streptophyta, Magnoliopsida, Brassicales, Brassicaceae. The record is from RefSeq and is a predicted model, not a curated record. The annotation marks the transcript as partial.